GCGUGCUGGUGUGCCGGCGUGCUGGUGUGCCGGCUCACCCUGAGGGCUUCAAAAUUCACCUCUAGUCCCUGAGUGAGCUGCUUCUCUGGUUCAGGUGCUCCUUUGGUUUUUAAACCUUCCUAAGCAGGGUGCUUAGGCACAUUCUGCGGGGUUGAGGUCCAUGCAGUCGCUUGGACUCUGUAAUAUCGUUGUUUAAAGACAUAAAAAACUGAAAUAUUGUCAGUUUGGAGAGCUGUGCUGUCAGCUUGCCUCUCCUUUAUCCCUUUUCCUACUGCUGUCAGCUUCACCGGUAUACAGCCAGUGCCUGAGUAAAAUGAGCUAAUCCAGUUGCUGUUCAUCUCGAUCCCGACAGUCCUGCUAGGUUUACAUUCAGAAAAUCACAGGGAAAACAAAAUUAGAAGGCACUCAUGAUGUCUUUACCAUUCUAUCAAAGACACCAUGACCAUUACGACCGUGCGUAUCGCCAUAAAGCACUGCAGUCAACUGUAAGCCAGUACCAAAAGGAAACAAAGAGCAAAUCUGCUGUCUAUGCUCAAGGAUCUGCAGCUUAUGCCAGGGGAUCUGCAGCCUACCGCCAUGCUUCUGCAGCAGACUUCAGCCUCGACUCUUCAGCAGCAUAUAGCCAUGGCUCUUCAGCCCACAACCUUGAGUCAGCAGCCUACAGCUAUGGAUCUACAGCCUAUGAUCACGCUGCUGUGCAAAGUAAGAGAUCUGCUGCCUACAGUCUUGACUCUGAAGCCCUCAGCAAGAGCUCUGCUGCGUAUAGUCAUGGAUCUGAAUCAAUCAACAAGCUGGCUGCAGCCUACCGCCUGGGGUCAGAGACCUACGGUCUUGGACUGAAAGAUUCCAAUCUAAUGAUCGAAGAUCAGUCCUAUAAAAUGAGCCCCAAAGCAAAGAGAGCAAGACAGCAUUUGGUAUCUGAGGACAAAGAGAAUGAAGCCACAGACUAUUCAGUACCUAUUUUCACAGGACGUGAAGUAAAUAUCAGUGGGAUCACAGAUACAGAAGAAGAAAGAAUUAAAGAGAGCGCUGCCUACGUUGCCAAAAGGAACCUCUUUGCGACUGGUGAAGGAGUUAGUGUCAGCAAGGUGGCCAAGUCUGUCUCUGAAGAGGAACAUCAUGAGAAAAAAUCAAGGAAAGUAGCGAUACGGGAGUCUGCAGAGCGUGUGGCCCUGAAGAAAACGCUAGAAGAUACUCAGGCGUUUCACAAAAAGUUGAAUCAAGAUAAACUUUUACAUCCUCCUGAGUUUGUUAUUGAACCUCGUUCUCACACUAUCUGGGAAAAGCAAAAUGUCAAAUUUCAUUGCACAGUGGCUGGCUGGCCAGUACCCCGUGUUACGUGGUACAAAAACAAUGUCCCCAUUGAUGUACAGGCUCACCCUGGCAAAUAUACCAUUGAAAAUCGAUAUGGAUUGCACUCCCUGGAGAUCAGCACAUGUGAUUUUGAUGACAUUGCUCAGUACCGGGCAUCUGCUAUGAAUGUUAAAGGAGAAGUUUCGGCUUAUGCUUCCCUUGUGGUAAAGAGGUACAAAGGAGAAAUUGAUGCCAGUCAUUUGCAUGCUGGGACGUUUUCCAUGCCUCUGAGCCUUGGUGUUACCCCACAUGGCUUCGCUUCCAGGUUCGAAAUCAAAUUUAUUGACAAGUUUGAGGUAACGUUUGGGAGAGAAGGUGAGACGAUGAGUCUGGGCUGCACGGUUGUCAUCAGUCCUGAUAUCAAGCGCUUCAAACCAGACAUCGAGUGGUACCGCAAUGGUGUUCUUAUUACACCAUCCAAAUGGGUCCAGAUGCACUGGACUGGGGAGAGAGCUUCGUUAACACUGACUCAUGCGAACAAGGAAGAUGAAGGUCUUUACACUCUGCGUGUUGUGAUGGGAGAAUACUAUGAAGAGUAUAGUGGCUAUGUCUUUGUUCGAGAUGCUGAUGCUGAGAUCCCAGGAGCCCCUGGCGCACCGCUGGAUGUGCAGUGCUUAGAUGCCAACAAGGAUUAUGUCAUUGUGUCCUGGAAGCAGCCAGCUGUUGAUGGAGGAAACCCCAUCCUCGGAUACUUCAUUGACAGGUGUGAGGUUGGCACCACCCACUGGACCCAAUGCAAUGAGACUCCGGUGAAGUUUGCUCGUUUUCCUGUCACUGGUUUGAUCGAGGGCCGCUCCUACAUCUUCCGAGUCCGAGCGGUGAACAGAGCUGGUGUUAGCCUACCAUCCCGUGUGUCAGAGCCUGUGGCUGCCCUGGAUCCCGCAGACAGAGCCAGACUGAGAAGUCACCCUUCCGCUCCUUGGACAGGACAGAUUAUUGUCACUGAGGAGGAACCUGCAGAGGGUGUCAUUCCUGGUCCACCUACAGACCUCCAAGUUAUUGAAGCUACCAAGAACUAUGUUGUGUUGAGCUGGAAACCUCCUGGACAGCGGGGCCAUGAGGGUAUCAUGUAUUUUGUGGAAAAGUGCAUUGCUGGCACAGAGGACUGGCAAAGGGUGAACACCGAGAUCCCUGUGAAGUCCCCUCGCUUUGCAGUUUUUGAUUUGUCUGAAGGCAAAUCCUAUUGCUUCCGGGUUCGCUGUUGCAAUUCAGCUGGAAUCGGUGAGCCUUCAGAAGCAACUGAAGCCACUGUGGUGGAUGACAAACUUGAUAUUCCCAAACCUCCUGGCCGUAUUAUGCCAACUAGAAACACAGAUACCUCCGUUGUUGUCACUUGGACAGAACCCCCAGAUGCCAAGGAGUUGGUUGGAUAUUACAUCGAGUCAAGUGUGGUUGGAUCUGGUCAUUGGGAACCAUGCAACAACAAUCCAGUCAAAGGCACAAGAUUCAUUUGCCAUGGGCUUGUCAACGGUGAGAAGUACAUUUUCAGAGUCAGGGCUGUUAAUGCAGCUGGACUCAGUGAAUUUUCCCAGGAUUCAGAGCCUAUAGAAGUGCAAGCAGCCAUUGGGGGAGGAUUGCUUCAUGGUGUGUGUCCUGAACUGAGUGGUAAAGCUGAUGGACUAACAGACUGCACUACCAGCUGGGAAGGCAUGCAUGAGUCCUCCCAGCCUAUCUUUGACACAGAUGCUUUGCUAAAAUGCAAUGCUAAAUUUAAUAGAGACCCGCUACCCAGUAGCUCUGACAAACUGGGGAGUACAGGAGACGAUAACUUGAAAGAAAUGGUUAAGGAUGUUAUCACAUCUGCACCACGAAAAAUCGUUGCUAAGCAGGCAAGUAAGUCUCGACCCGGGGAUCCUUUGACAAUGGAAAAAAUGAAAAAGAAGAAAGAUAUAGCUGCUCCAUCUCCACCAUAUGACAUCAUGGUCCUUGAGAGUGUUCGGGACUCCAUGGUGUUAGGAUGGAAACAACCCAAAGCCACUGGGGGAACUGAAAUUACUGGCUACUACGUGAACUACCGUGAAGUGAUUGGUGGAGCUCCUGGGAAAUGGAGGGAGGCCAACAUUAAAGCCGUUAGCGAGAGGGCAUACAGGAUUGAAAACCUGAAGGAAAACAUGGUGUACCAGUUCCAGGUAGCUGCUGCUAACCUGGCUGGGGUUGGGACACCCUCCCUGCCCAGCAAGCCCUUCAAAUGUGAAGAAUGGACCAUUGCUGUACCUGGGCCACCUCACGAUGUCACAUACACAGAAGUUAGGAAGGACUCUUUGGUAUUACUGUGGAAGGAACCAGUUUAUACUGGUCGUAGUCCUAUAGCUGGUUACUACAUUGAUAUGAAGGAAACUGAAGCAAAGGAGGAACGUUGGAGAAGCGUCAAUGAGAAGCCACUUCAAAAGAAAUUCUUGAAGAUAGCUGGCCUAACAGAAGGGGUGAGCUAUGUGUUCCGUGUGCGGGCAACAAACCAGGCUGGUGUUGGGAGACCAUCGGAUAUCACUGAUCCCGUUGUAGCUGAGACACGGCCAGGAACUAAGGAAGUGGUGGUUAAUGUGGAUGACGAUGGAGUCAUUUCCUUGAACUUUGAAUGUGAUCAGAUGUCUCCAAACUCUAAGUUUGUUUGGUCCAAGAACUAUGAGCCAAUUGAGGAUGACUCUCGACUGGACAUCGAUUCCAAAGGCGGAAAGUCAAAAGCAGUCUUUAAGAAUCUUGGGGAAGAUGAUUUGGGAAUUUAUUCCUGUGUUGUUACGGACACUGAUGGAGUUUCAUCAGGCUACACAAUUGACGAAGAAGAAAUGAAACGCCUGCUUGCUCUGAGCCAUGAACACAAAUUCCCAACUAUUCCACUUGCUUCUGAGCUGGCAGUAGAAAUUCUGGAAAAAGGAGAAGUGAGAUUCUGGUUGCAAGCUGAAAAAUUGUCUGGCAAUGCAAAGGCCAACUUUGUAUUUAAUGAUAAGGAAAUUUUUAAUGGAGAGAAAUAUAAGAUGAAGGUGGACCAGCAUACUGGCCUUGUUGAAAUGAUUAUGGAUAAACUUGAGGACAAAGAUGAAGGGACUUACACUUUCCAGCUGCAGGAUGGAAAAGCAACCAAUCAGUCCAGCCUGGUCCUCAUUGGUGAUGUAUUCAAGAAGCUGCGAGAUGAAGCAGAAUUCCAGAGAAAAGAGUGGCACAGGAAACAAGGUCCCCAUUUUGUGGAUCAGCUGGGAUGGGAAGUUACUGAUGAAUGUAACGUGAUGCUGAAAUGUAAGGUGGCCAAUAUUAAGAAGGAAACACAUAUUGUAUGGUACAAAGAUACCAGGGAGAUAAUGGUAGAUGAAGAGCAUGACUUUAAAGAUGGUGUGUGCACCCUGCUGAUAUCAGAGUUUUCAAAGAAAGACACUGGAAUUUAUGAAGUCAUACUGAAGGAUGACAGAGGGAAGGACAUCAGUGAGCUGAAACUUACGGACACAGCUUUUGCAGAUCUGAUGAAUGAAGUAUGCAGAAGGAUUGCUUUAUCUGCAACAGAUCUGAAAAUCCAGAGCACAGCCGAGGGCAUCAGGCUGUACUCCUUUGUCACCUACUAUGUGGAAGAUCUGAGAGUAGGCUGGGUGCACAACGAUACCCAGAUUAGGUUUACAGACAGAGUGAAGACUGGUGUCACUGGGGAACAGAUCUGGCUGCAGAUCAAUGAGCCAACUCCACAAGACAAAGGCAAAUACACAAUGGAACUCUUUGAUGGUAAAACUGGACACAAAAAGACAGUGGAUCUUUCUGGGCAAGCAUUUGAUGAAGCCUUUGCCGAGUUCCAGAGAUUAAAGCAAGCUGCAAUUGCAGAGAAAAAUCGCGCCCGGGUGCUUGGAGGCUUGCCCGAUGUUGUCACCAUCCAGGAAGGCAAGGCACUCAAUCUGUCUUGCACUGUCUGGGGAGAUCCUGCCCCAGAAGUCUCAUGGCUGAAGAACGAAAAAUCGUUUGUGUCAGAUGCUAACUGCAUCCUGAAAUUCGAAGCUGGGAAAAAUGUCAGCUUCACCAUUUCUGCUGUGUCCACACACGACUCUGGGAAGUACAGCCUUGUGGUGAAGAACAAGUAUGGAACGGAGACCAGCGAUGUCACCGUAAGUGUGUUCAUACCAGAGGAAGAGCAAGAGAACAAUAAUGAAAACAAGAAAACGAAAGCAUGAAUGUAAGAGUAGAAACAAAAGCAUAGGGGAGAUUUUGGAUGACAAUGUUGACAUAAAAUGUGUGUGUAAAUGGCUUUCUGUUUUAGCAGGUAGCCUUGGAUUUUUCCAUUCACUUCACUUGUGUUUCUAAUGUGCUCAAUUGUGCCAGGGAAAAUAGUGCCUUUCCUAAAUACUUCCUUACUGCUAACUUCACAAAACCUAGCUGUGCCAUCCUCACCUAGGCCAAAUGCAUGCUGGCUGUAAACACAUUUGCACAAUUUUACCUCGUUCCUGGGGUGUUGGACCCUACCAACUCAGAGUGAAGAAGCAUUUGAGUGGAGGCAACUGACAGGAUAGAUGGAAAGACUGAAAAAUGAUCAAGGCAUUUUGAGCAGCAGUUUAGAUUUGUUCCAACUUUGGUAAUGUAGCAUAGAUGGAAUGUGUUAGCAAAUUCAAACUACAGAGAAAUUAGUGCUGGUCUUCGUCUACAUUAAGGUCCCUCUGUAUUGCUGUGUUAAUUUAGAGAGGCCUUAAUAUGGGUGUAGGUUACAUCCAUAAGUAUUGCUUAAUCUGCCCAAUUGGGGUAAAAGUACUGUAAUAUAAAUGAAAACUAGACUUAGGAGACCAGAAAACUAAUGUGUGCAUGUGUCUGCAGAAAUGUAUGAUCUCUAUGUUCACAAAUAAAUGGAUUCAUUUCUUUCAUUCUA
Centrocercus urophasianus (Greater sage-grouse) is the source of this 6184-nucleotide messenger RNA. RefSeq names its product myomesin 1 (gene MYOM1). The transcript is spliced from 39 exons. Gene Ontology annotation, molecular function: protein binding. The record is from RefSeq and is a predicted model, not a curated record. NCBI's taxonomy places the organism in Eukaryota, Metazoa, Chordata, Aves, Galliformes, Phasianidae. The coding region runs from base 408 to 5498 and encodes 1696 amino acids.